This is a messenger RNA of Sipha flava (yellow sugarcane aphid), 1678 nucleotides long. RefSeq names its product acetylcholine receptor subunit beta-like 2. NCBI's taxonomy places the organism in Eukaryota, Metazoa, Arthropoda, Insecta, Hemiptera, Aphididae. Gene Ontology annotation, biological process: regulation of membrane potential; chemical synaptic transmission; nervous system process. The transcript has 11 exons. Gene Ontology annotation, cellular component: postsynaptic membrane; synapse; neuron projection. The record is from RefSeq and is a predicted model, not a curated record. Gene Ontology annotation, molecular function: acetylcholine-gated monoatomic cation-selective channel activity; transmembrane signaling receptor activity. The coding region runs from base 74 to 1678 and encodes 534 amino acids.
GCGGGGCCGAUGCCAGUCGGGGACGAUCGUUUUCCGCGACCUGACAACGUUCUUGGCGGAUCGCGCGCGCGAAAUGAACCUGCUCGUCGUGCUGCCGCUGCUGCUGUUGCCGUUCGGCUGCUGCAAUUUCGCGUUGAACAACACAAAGUUCGAAGGCAAUCCAUACAAAAAACAUUUAUUCGACGAUCUUCUGAGCAACUACAAUCGGCUGAUCAGACCCGUACAAAAUCACUCGGAGAACUUGACAGUAUGGAUUGGUCUCAAGCUCACGCAACUUACCGAAAUGAAUCUCAAGAGUCAAGUGAUGACGACCAGCGUUUGGCUGGUCCAGAAGUGGUUCGACUGCAAUCUGAAAUGGAAUCCCAAAGAUUACGGCGGCUUAGAAGUGUUGUACGUGCCUUCCGAUCACAUCUGGUUGCCGGACAUCGUUCUGUUUAACAACGCCGACGGCAAUUACGAAGUGACCCUGAUGACAAAAGCGGUGCUCAAGUACACUGGCGAAGUCUUGUGGACGCCGCCAGCCAUCUACAAAUCUUAUUGUGAGAUUAACGUGCUGUACUUUCCAUUCGAUGAACAGAACUGCUAUAUGAUGUUUGGGUCGUGGACUUACAACGGACUUCAGGUAGAUUUGCGGCACAUCGACCAGUCGCAAGGAAGAAACCGCGUAGAUGUUGGCAUCGAUCUGAGCGAGUUCUACUUGUCCGUCGAAUGGGAUUUACUCGAAGUGCCCGCGAUCCGGAACGAAGAAUAUUAUUCGUGUUGUACGGAACCGUAUACGGACAUAACUUUCAACAUCAAAAUGCGGCGUAAGACCCUGUUCUACACCGUGAACCUAAUCAUCCCGUGCGUUGGAUUGACGUUCAUGACGGUCCUGGUGUUCUACUUGCCGUCCGACUCCGGAGAAAAGGUGACCCUGUGCAGUAACAUCCUCGUGUCGUUGACCGUGUUCUUCCUGCUGUUGGCCGAAAUCAUCCCUCCAACGUCUUUAGCCGUCCCGCUCCUCGGCAAGUACCUGUUGUUCACCAUGGUGCUGGUGUCCAUGUCGAUCGGCAUGACCGUGGUCGUGCUGAACAUUCAUUUCCGGUCUCCGUCGACUCACACUCUGUCGCCAUGGGUGAGGACCGUAUUUCUCCACAUGAUGCCGCAGAUCUUGAUGAUGCGACGACCUCCGUACUCGCUAAUGACUAACGAUGGAUUCCAGAGCUCACCUGGCUACUUCAACGAACUGGACUACAGCCGGGACAGCAUCAGUGACAGUGGCGGAACCGAACAAAAACCUUCAACCCUGACGCAGAGACACUGGUCCUUUAAGAAGAUUCAAUCGGUACAUCCGCACACUGUGUACCCGGAGAACGUGAUGCCGAAAACGAUGUCACCAGAUUUACUCAAGGCUUUACAAGGGGUCUGCUAUAUUGCUCAACACAUCAAAGACGCGGACAAAGACAAAGAGGUGAUCGAGGACUGGAAAUACGUGUCGAUGGUGUUCGACCGAUUCUUCUUGUGGGUGUUCACGUUGGCUUGCAUCGUGGGCACGUGCGCUAUCAUAUUCCAGGCACCGUCGCUGUACGACCAACGGCAGCCCAUCGACUUCCAGCUGUCCAGCAUACCACGACGUCGCAGCAACUUGGCGCUGCCGCACGAGAUCGACUUUUACGAACGUACGUACGGCGCGGAUUAA